AUGACAGUCUCUACCCCUACAUCUCAUCAUACAAUUGACACAGACGUGUGUUUAUUCGACUUAGAUGGUACAAUCGUCGAUACAACUAUUGCUGCAGAAUCUACAUGGAGAAAGUUAUGCAAACAAUAUAAUGUCGACCCAGAAGAAUUAUUUAAGGUAUCUCAUGGUUCAAAAUCAGCAGAGAUGCUAGAAAGAUUUUUCCCCGAAUAUGAUAACACCGAUAACAAAGGUGCAAUGCUCCUUGAAAAAGAUAUGGCCGACAACUAUCUUGAUACAGUGAAACUUGUACCUGGUGCUAAAGAAUUGUUAUUAGCCUUGGAUAAAAAUCCAAAUGAUACUACUGUCAAUUAUAAGGAUCAAGAAAAGAGAAAAUGGGCUAUCGUUACUUCUGGUUCCCCAUAUCUGGCAUUCUCUUGGUUUGCAAACAUCUUAAAGGAGGUAGGGAAACCUGCUGUAUUUGUUACUGGUAACGAUGUCAGCGAGGGGAAACCACAUCCAAUGGGGUAUAUGAAGGCCCGUGAAGCAUUGUCUAAGACAUGGAAUUACGAUAUCCCAUGCCGUUCAGUGGUAUUCGAAGAUGCUCCAGUCGGAAUCAAAGCAGGUAACAGUAUGGGUGCCAUAACAAUAGGUAUCGCGUCCUCAUAUCCACCUGAAAAGUUAGCUGAAGUUGGUGCUAAUUUUGUUGUCAAAGAUUUAUCACAAGUUUCCGUAGUAGAAAAUAGCGCUGACGGUUGUAUCAAGUUGGAGAUAAGAAACCCAUUAUUCACUAAUUAA
This is a messenger RNA of Maudiozyma barnettii, 774 nucleotides long. RefSeq names its product HAD family hydrolase. NCBI's taxonomy places the organism in Eukaryota, Fungi, Ascomycota, Saccharomycetes, Saccharomycetales, Saccharomycetaceae. Gene Ontology annotation, molecular function: 2-deoxyglucose-6-phosphatase activity; beta-phosphoglucomutase activity. The record is from RefSeq and is a predicted model, not a curated record. The coding region runs from base 1 to 774 and encodes 257 amino acids. The transcript has a single exon.